UUCACAACAUUAUCACUCGUUUAUCACCAUUUGAUCCACAAUAUGACCAAAGGAUUUCAAAAGAAGACCAGUAAACGUAUGUCUUGUAAAAGACGAUACAAUAUUGAGAAGAAAGUGAGACAACACAACAAAAAACUUAAGAAAGAACUCAAGAAGAAGAAUCAUCACUCAAACAAACGCAAAGAUCCUGGAGUUCCCAAUUCUUUACCAUUUAAAGAAGCAGUCAUUCGAGAGGCACAACAAGAUAAACAAAGAGAUGAAGAAAGAAGACAAUUGGUUAGGAAUCAACGUAAAGAUGGUCAACAACAGAAACGGGAGGAACAGCUCAUGAAAAAGAGAGGAUUAACUGAUUUGAUUAGUGAUGCAGAACUAAGAGGCAAACAAUUUGAGUCAAAAACAAAUGAAAUAAUUAAAGACAAUAUCGAAGCUAAUUAUGAGAAGAGUUCUAAUUUGAAGACUUAUUAUAAGGAGUUUCAUAAAGUGAUUGAAGCUUCAGAUGUUAUUAUUGAAGUACUUGAUGCUCGCGAUCCGAUCGGUAGUCGUUGUCCACAAGUUGAGGAACAGGUGAUCAAGAAUGGGGCCAAUAAACGACUUAUAUUGUUAUUAAACAAAGUGGAUCUCAUUCCAAGAGCUAACUUACAGAAAUGGUUACAAUAUUUGCGGAAUGAGUUGCCGACAGUAGCUUUCAAGGCUUGCACUCAAAAACAAAACUCAAACCUUAGUAGAAGUAAUGUUAAUGUUUUGGUCAGUUCUGAUGAGUUGUUAUCUUCGAGUAAGUGUUUGGGUGCAGACAUACUCAUGAAGUUAUUGAGUAAUUAUUGUCGAAAUAAAGACAUCAAAAUAACUAUAACUGUUGGUAUCGUUGGGUUUCCCAAUGUUGGCAAAUCCAGUGUUAUUAAUAGUCUUAAACGUUGUCACUCUUGCAAUGUUGGCCCGACUCCAGGUGUGACUAAAUCUAUGCAAUUGGUUUCUUUGGAUAAACACAUAAAACUUCUGGAUAGUCCGGGAAUCAUAUUUGCCAACAAUUCACAAACAAAUGAAAUAUCAUCGCUAAUGGCUUUAAGAAAUGCAAUUAAUGUGGACUCAAUGUCAGAUCCCAUAUCACCAAUAGAGACACUAUUGAAAAGAGUCAAUCAUCAAGAAUUGAUUUUAUUUUAUCGUUUACCCGCUUUUCAAGAUGUUAACCAAUUCUUGACACUCUUAGCUAAACGUUUUGGUAAACUAAAAAAAGGAGGUCUUCUCGAUAUUGAAGGCGCCGCCAGAAAAGUACUCAACGACUGGAAUAUCGGGAAAAUAAAAUAUUAUACGAUUCCUCCGGAAACCAAUUCACUCUCCUUUCAUAUAAGCGCUCAAAUAGUGUCUCAAAUGAGUCAAGAAUUUAAUAUAAAUGAACACAUUUUUGAUGAAGAAAUGAAUGAAAUAAAUAAAAUAAUUCCACAAAAUGUGAACCAAACUCAAGCACUUGUUGUCGAAUCGUUUGGUUUUACUUCAUCUCAAAUAGAAUCGAAUGAUAAUGAAGAUAAUGUUGACGUUAUGGAUCAAACUGAAAGUGUGGAUCAAUCUGUUUCCAGUUUGAGACAAACAAAGAUUGUUAUUCCUAAAGAGAAAAAGUCUGAAGACGUGCAGAUGCAAGACAUGGAUCUAAUGAAAGGAAUGCAAUUAAAUAAACAAAAGAAAGUUAUGUUUAAAAAAAUUAAGAAAAAUAGGAAACGAAAACAAAAGGCCGAGAAAAAGCUUUCAAAGAAUUUGGAGUCAAAUCUAUCGUUAGAUUUUGAAACUAAUUUAUAAAAUAAUAUUUUAUUCUUUAUUAGAUUUAUAACUAAAU
Molecule: messenger RNA, 1825 nt
Organism: Oppia nitens
Lineage: Eukaryota; Metazoa; Arthropoda; Arachnida; Sarcoptiformes; Oppiidae
Gene: Ns1
Product: guanine nucleotide-binding protein-like 3 homolog
Exons: 2
Coding region: 43-1788 (581 amino acids)
Cellular component (GO): nucleolus
Molecular function (GO): GTP binding
Source: RefSeq, a predicted model, not a curated record